UAUGAAUGUAUAUUAAUAAGAGCAGCGGGACUAGUUGAACUCCAAAGCCAUUGUAGAAGUUGCAAAGGAAUUCUGCUGUGGUGUCCUGUCAGUUGAUCACUGUUACUUCAGUCUUCGAACUUAAAACUAAAAAGGCCAUGAAAUUUGGAGACCUUAUUUCAUACUCUCAUCCUGGGUACAAACACUGGGUGGUGUACACUGGGAAGAAUGAAAAGGGACAAGAUACAGUUGUCGAGUUUACAGGUGAAAGUGGAUCAAACAGUAAAGCAGGAGCCACUGUGAAGGAAGGUCUGCUCAAGACUGGUGGCAAAGUCAACAAUCAGUUGGAUGGGUUACAUAAGCCAAUACUUGAAAAAGAUAUGAAAGCAAAUAUUAAAAAAAUCUUGCGUGAUGGCCCCGGAGAAUACAAUGUACUCCACAACAACUGUGAGCACCUAGCCACAUUUAUUCGCUAUGGGAAGCCCAUGUCACUACAGGCAGAUCGCGUUCUCAAUACGCAACCAAACUUUAACAACGAAAUGGCAGAUAACUUUGGUGCAUCUUCCUUUACUUCGACCUCUAUGAAAUUUUAAAUCAUUUCUUCAAUCUGCAUUCCCCCUCUACUGCACUCACAUGUUAUUUUACUUGUAGUGAUUGAAAAACAAAAUCAAAUCAUAUUAAAGUUGAUUUGGUGGCACUGCGUCUUGAUGGUACAAAGAUAUCUUCAAUUUAACAAGAAAUAUGUAACUUUUAGAACAGGUUACUUUGUUUUAAAGCAGCCAGUGGGAUAAUUAAAAAAAAAAAAAAAAAUUAAAAAACAUAAACUACCGAUUUGCUACUUCCCUACAUGCAAGCUUGGUGCACAUCUCAUCAGGGAGAUGUGAAUCUCUCCCCAUGGACAUGCCGCUCCAGAGCCCGUCACAGAAGCAAUAAAGCAGAAUUAACAAGUUACUUUCCCAUUGCCAAACCUAAAUGUACCAUUACAGGUUGUUUUUUUUUUUUUUUUAACAAAAAAAGGGAUAACAAUAUAAAAUAUCAAUGUCUGUCUUUUACAGAGAAGGAAUGCACUCCUUCACAUUGCCCUAAAGCCAAACACAGCAAUCUCAAGGCAAAGUAAAUAAUUCAGCUUCUAUUAAGUUAGAAAUAAAUAAACACAUGAGCAGCACACCAAGGCAAAGUCCUCCUGUGGUGUCCUGUUAAUUGAUCAGUUACAGUCUUUAGUUUUCAAAUUUAAAACUAGUGUCUUUUUUCCCCCUAUACUAUAAGCAUAGUAAAAACGAUAGUAAUGUCAAACUCUUCAGUUUGGAAUUAAGGUGCUGUUAUGGGUUCAUCCCACGUGGAGGUGUAUGAAAGUACAGGUUGGUUUCACGAUGUUAGGGGAUAAAAUCUAUAGUUCAUACAGUAUAAAAAUAAUUGUCUAUGGAGAAUCCUCAAAUGAUAGCUGCACCAACAUGUCUGUGAGUGUGUGUAGAUGACCAAGACUGCAAGAAUUCAACAUUCAUGCUCCUGUUUGCCGGAUUCUCAGACCACAAAAAAAAAAAAAAAAAAAAAAAAACACCUCAAAGUAUGAGAAUGGCAACAGGAAGUAGCUUUCUCCACCCUUCCCAACAAUCAGAACUUAUAACAUGUCUUCUGCACACAGCUGUCAGCAGUUGUUUUUAGUUGUGAAUUUCCUAUGAUAAACUGGCACAAUUACACCUCUAUUGCAUCUAAUAAAAAAGGUAAGAUGAGCUGCUUUUGACCAUUGUGCAAGGGGGGAGGGGAUUAGAAAAACAAAAAGACAGGGAUAUUGGUCCACAUCUACAGGCAAAUGGUAGAUGAAUUUGGAUAAAUGUGAAAUUUAUGCCCAAAACAAUGUCAGAAAGGGUACAUCUGCACCAAUAGGUCACAUACCAGUCCCAGAAGGACCAUACAAACAUCUGGUAAUAGAUAAAAUCAGUAAGAGGAAAAAGAUACAUGCUGGUGAUAAGACAGAUUCAGCAGAUGAGUAGAAGCAGUACCAUCAGCAGUUUAGGGGAGCUCAAACCAUGAUCACCCUUUUGAUGAGAAGUCAAAGAUUUUGCAUACCAUCUCAUUAAUUCUGACAAUGGCUCAGCAU
Messenger RNA from Myxocyprinus asiaticus (Chinese sucker), 2077 nucleotides. Its product is annotated as phospholipase A and acyltransferase 1-like. Gene Ontology annotation, molecular function: A2-type glycerophospholipase activity; glycerophospholipid phospholipase A1 activity. The record is from RefSeq and is a predicted model, not a curated record. Gene Ontology annotation, biological process: N-acylphosphatidylethanolamine metabolic process. The transcript is spliced from 4 exons. Lineage: Eukaryota; Metazoa; Chordata; Actinopteri; Cypriniformes; Catostomidae. Gene Ontology annotation, cellular component: cytoplasm. Bases 138 to 572 code for a protein of 144 amino acids.